Molecule: messenger RNA, 2455 nt
Organism: Melospiza georgiana
Lineage: Eukaryota; Metazoa; Chordata; Aves; Passeriformes; Passerellidae
Gene: NCF4
Product: neutrophil cytosolic factor 4
Exons: 12
Coding region: 783-1853 (356 amino acids)
Biological process (GO): phagocytosis; respiratory burst; superoxide anion generation
Cellular component (GO): NADPH oxidase complex
Molecular function (GO): superoxide-generating NADPH oxidase activator activity; phosphatidylinositol binding; protein binding
Source: RefSeq, a predicted model, not a curated record
AGUUUUACACUAAAACAGACAUCUGAGAGCAGACUAUUACAUAGCUGUCACUUUUUAACAUUUCCACCCCUGGGAAAAAAAAAACCAAAAAUGCUCUUGCUCAAGCAUUGGCGAGAAGCGUUUCAGAGCACUGUUUGACUGUUUGUUUGGUGUUUUUUUUUUUUUCAUGGAGACUUACUAGAAAUCAGUGUUCCAUUUUAACCGCUGAAGGAAUGUGCAAUCGUGGUGUGUGAGCUCAGACACUGCAAGGGAGUGCUGCGCGGCGCGCUGCCUGCAAGACCUUGUGAGGAGCUGUCUCCGGGGAGGAAAAAAACAAACAACCCAGAGCCCUUGAAAUCGGAGCCGAGUUUACCUGCUCCACCUCCCUUGUCCUUUCACCGCAUCCGCUUUUGUCCCACCCAGGUAGCCUAACAACUGUGAUGUGGAUUGGAAAUACCAUACAGUGACCUCCAAAACGUGCGGUGGAGUUUUUUUUCCUUCUUCAUGCAUUCUUAUUCCAGCCGCGUUAAAUUUUCCUAUUACAUAAAAUUAAGGAGGCUCAAUCUUCCGUGAUCUGCCUGAGAUCUGUCAUUAGUUGCUGCUAAUUGCAUCUGCUCCGGGACUUGGGGAUGGCCAUAGAACAAUGGAAGCUAAUGAGUAAAACAGCUGCUGGAUCCAGCAAAGCAAUUUGUCGCUCCCUCUGACUCCGGCUUGUGAGCUGAGCCAGGCUCAGCGGGUCCUGCUCCUCUGUCUGUUUGGGAAGGUCAUCGCACAGAGCAGGACUGACAGAGGCGGCUCCCGGGAUGGUGCGGUCAGCCAGUGAUUUUGACCAGCUUCCAGAUGAUGUACCUGUUUCAGCUAAUAUCGCAGAUAUUGAAGAGAAGAAAGGCUUUACUAAUUACUAUAUGUUUGUCAUUGAAGUAAAGCUUAAAGGUGGUGGUAGAUACCUGAUUUUCCGGCGCUAUCGUGAGUUCUAUGCCCUGCACACCAAACUAGAGGAGAGAUAUGGGCCAGAGAGCAGUAACAGCCCAUUUACCUGCACACUCCCUGUACUGCCAGGAAAAGUUUUUGUUGGUGCCAAAAAGGAAAUUGCUGAGAACAGGAUUCCUAUCCUAAAUGUCUACAUGAAGAACCUGCUCUGCCUCCCUGCUUGGGUGUUGAUGGAUGAGGACGUUCGGCUGUUCUUCUACCACUCAACCUUUGAUGGCGAGCAGGUGCCUCACAGACUGAGACGGCUUCGCCCACGGACACGCCGAGUUAAGAGUGUUUCAGAUCAAGUGCCUGUUUUUGACCGCACCGCAGCUCCGCGGGCUGAGGCACUGUUUGAUUUUCCUGGAACCAAUAAACUGGAACUCAGCUUCAAGAAAGGAGAUUUGAUCUAUCUACUCAGCAAAGUAAACAAAGACUGGUUGGAGGGAACUGCUGAUGGUGCCACUGGGAUUUUCCCAUGUGCUUUUGUGAAGAUCAUAAAAGAUUUACCACAGCAGGAAGACACAGUUAAUAAAGUUCGCUGUUAUUACUAUGAUGAGACUGUGAGCACCAUCAGGGAUAUCUCAGUGGAAGAGGAUCUGAGCAGCAUUCCAUCAUUCAAAGAUCUAAUGGAAUUGAUGAGGCAGGAGUUUAACCAAGAAGACAUUGUUUUGAAUUACCGGGACCCUGAAGGUGACCUGAUCCGCUUGCUCUCUGAUCAGGAUGUUGAACUCAUGGUGUCUCAGAGCAGAAGAAGUCCCUCUGAGAAGCACUUCUUCCCUUGGAAGUUGCACAUCACUCACAAAGAUGACUUGGGUGUCUACAACACUAGUCCAGGAGGAGGUGCUACUCAAACAGUAGGGGCUAUAUGUACAAACAAGAGUCCAGAGAGAUCCCUGCCAUGAAGAUUGUCUAUUCUAGAGCAAAGCACUGGAGUGAAACAGCACUGGAGUGAAAAACAUAAAAUUCUUUCUUCAUCUCUCUCUCAUCUGCUGCAGUCAGUCCUGUAUCUUUCUUAAAAUAUAUAAGUCUCAUGAUCUGGUAAUUACUAACACAUAGAUUGGCAAUGACAAACUUCCUUUCCCUCCCUUCCCAGUUAACCCAACAGUCCCAUCUAAGUGCGUGCUUUGGGGGCUAAAAUAGGAAGUACAGACUUCCUAUUUUGUGCAAUUGCACAGACUUUCCUUGAAAGGGGGGGUGUCAGCUUCUCUGAAAGUGGCAUUUGAGGUUCAUAAAAGAUGUAGUAGUUAUUUGAAGACUUACUUGCCAAGAAAAUCCUGUGGUUGGUUUAUACUUCUGUCUCCAGUUCUAGGCAAGUGUGGAUUUGCUGAUAUCUGCAUCAGAGGAUUCUGGUGCUGGGGGGUGGUGCUGGACAGGGAGAGUUCCCCAUCAGGUUGAAUCAUCUGCUUCACAGACACCCCUGGAUUCAGAAACAAACAGCUCCACAGUAAGCAGGGCAAGAGAGUGGCCAGUGGGCAAUGAAAACUCUGAAAUUCUGAGUUAGGAU